AUGACAGAAGGCCUUGUUGAUUAUAUCAGUAACAACCAAGAGAAAGUUCUUCUGAUCUUUGACGGCUACGACGAAUAUCGCAUUGGACGCAACUCAGAAAUAUACGAGAUUUUUAGUGGAAAUAGCCUGAGAAGCUGCUGCGUAUUAAUUACAACUCGUAUUUCCAAAGCUGACGAGCUACGAGGAGGUGAAGACCUGCAUGCUGAAAUCACAGGGUUCAGCGAAGUAGACAGAGAAGAAUUUAUGCGAAGAUUUCUUGAUAGCGAGGGAGUGUCAAACUUGCAAGAUCACUUGGAGAGGAGAAAUUUGGAGGAACUGGCUAAAGUCCCCUUACUUCUCCUGUUUUUCUGUACGUUGUGGAAAAGGGGACAGUCAAAACACUUUCCAAAGACUAAAACUAGUUUAUAUAUCGCUAUUGUCCAAUUUAUUUUAGACCACAACCAGAGUGAGCAAUCACUACCUGGAUAUCAUGAAGUGGCUUCUUUUAAAGAAAUCCUCUGUGAAAUAGGGAAAGUUGCUUUACAAGGUCUUCUGAAGGAUGAUCAUUUGUUUGAAUACAGUCAGUUAUCCGAUUCUGUCCGUUGUGAUGAAAGCGUCUUUAUCGGUUUGCUUCAAAUCACUGAUUACACAGAAGCCUUACGACCCGUUGGAAUGGUCUCGUUUAUUCACAAGAGCAUACAGGAGUUUCUGGCUGCAUGGUACAUCACCUACAGAUGUUUACUUGAAGGCGGAAAUCUUGGUGAAAUUGCAAAGAAAUUCGAGGAGUGCAUGGCUUUAGAGAAUGUUUUCCCAUUUCUAUGUGGCUUGAGUCGAAAUGGAGCAUUAGCGACUUUCAGGCACUUGAAGUCUGUCAGAAUGUCAGAUCCUUUGCUGGAUUUAUCCAAGACAGUUCCGGACGAAGAAAGCGAGACAGAUGCGCCACUGAGUGACGUCACUGAUCGUCAGAGGAAAUUCAGCGAUUUGGUUUCAAAUGCAUUUGAAGAGGUUGAAUUGAAAGGGGAGCUUUCCAGGGCUUGCUUGGAUUCGCUUGGGAGUAUCCUUCUUGUUUCAGAGUCAUUCCCUGAUUACCUCUUGGUAGAUACGAUUGACACAAACACGUGGUCUUUGGUUUCGAAUGAAAGUCACGGAUAUUUUGGCCACAGACCAUCAACAAUCUUGAGACUUUAUGAGAUCGUUAAAAAACUGAUUACCGAAGGUUCUGAAGUUCUCAAGGUUGCAGAAUUUUUAGAAAAAUUCGUGCAUGUAUUUGAUUGUCGUAGGUGUGACUUUUCCUUUGUACUUUGUUUCCGUAAUGGCCAGGUCCACUUAUACAUCACACACGUGACGCAUCUGUGUUGCGAGAACCACGCCAGACUAAUCGCUGACAAUGUUGUUUCUUCUCAUUCAGAACAUCAAAGUUCACGACAUUUAAGUCUUAAAUUUCUGAAAACUCUGAAGUGCAGUUUCAUUGAAAUUUCAAUGAAGAGUCUUGGUACAGCCAUCAAAAACUGUAAUCACUUGGAACACAUUGAAGUUUCAUACAGUAAUAGCUCCUUAUCUCAUAUCUUAAAGCAUGUAUCAAAUCCUCGCAGAUGCUCUUUAUCUAUCAGUUAUUGUUCCUUAACAUCAAAGGGAGCAGUAGAGCUUGCAUCUUUGUUGCCAAAGUUUGAACGUGUCAUUCGUCUUUCCCUUUCCUUGGCAAAAUGUUCUGCCGAAGCAGUAACAAGACUGGUUGCCUCUAUCAAGUACAAUACCCUCGAGGAUCUGGAGCUGAGGAAAUAA
Porites lobata is the source of this 1761-nucleotide messenger RNA. Lineage: Eukaryota; Metazoa; Cnidaria; Anthozoa; Scleractinia; Poritidae. The record is from the annotation of a GenBank genome assembly.